UUAUUUCAAUUUUUAAAAUAAAUUCAUUAAUACAUUCAUGAAAUUAUUAAAGUAAUUAGAAUAUAUCUCUGGUGAUAUUUUUUUUUAUAAACUAAAAGUAGUUGUGUAUAGUGGUGUCAUUUAUAAUGAAUCAGGAGUCAAAUAGACUAAACACAUUCACAAAUUGGCCAACUUCAGCUCCUGUAGAUCCAAUACGAAUAGCCAAAGCGGGUUUCUUUUAUACUGGGCAGGGAACAGAGGUUGAGUGUUUCAGUUGUGGAGGAAAAAUAUCAGAGUGGAAUUACGGAGAUCAGGUUAUGUGGCGACAUAGAGUCAUGGAUCCAAAUUGUGCAUUUGUUUUGAAUCCAGUUUCAUCUGGCAAUGUUCCUCUAGUUGUUGGUCGUGAGUGCAAUUCUAUACAAAGCGCAGAGCAAAGAAAUACUUCUCAAAAUAGCCAGCAAGAAACAGAUCCACCUGCGGAAACCCAGAGGGUUACUGAAGAGGAUGAAAUGUACAAGAGUGAUGCAUUACGUUUGUUGUCAUUUGUGAACUGGGAUGACUCAUCAGUAGCACGAGAAGAACUGGUGAAUGCUGGUUUCUACCAUGCUGGUGCAGGACGUAUCCGAUGUGCUUGGUGCGGAGGAGAAUUGGCACCUUUCAGAAAUUUAGGGUCACUUGGUACUCCAUUAGAUGUGCAUAGAAUGUAUUUUCCAAGAUGUGAGCAUGCGGCAACAUUGGAGGAGGAACGACGUAAUAGCGAAUUUUCGCCGCCAAUAUCGCCUCCUUCGUACACACCACCAUUGACAUCGCCGUCCACCACCAGACCUCAAUCUUCAGGUGCUGUACAAAACGCACGCGUGGUAGAGGCAGGUGCGGAGUGGAGAUCUCUUGGUGUAGUGGGGGGAGGGGCGAGGCAUCCCUCCCGCGCCGCGCUCGCCGCUCGUCUCGCUACGUUCGAGCGAUGGCCCGCGGACCGAGCACAGGCCCCGAGAACUCUCGCCGAUGCUGGCUUCUUCUAUACUGGGAUUGACGAUCAGGUGCGGUGCUUCUACUGCGACGGCGGGCUGGGCAAGUGGGAGGCGGGCGACGCGCCGUGGUCGGAGCACGCGCACUGGUUCCCGCACUGCGGGUACGUGCGCCUCGUGCGCGGGCAGGACUUCGUGGACGCCUGCCGCGCGCGCGCCGUGCCGCGCUCGUUCUCAGCCGACGGAGGUUUGACGUCUAGAAACCGAAAUCCAUCAGUUAAUUUUCCAGUUUCGGGUAGCCAGAUAGAAGAAUGUAUGGAAAGUAACGCAGCAGUGGCAGCGUUGGGUGCCGGGUUGGACGCCGCGAGAGUUCGGCGGGCAAUAGUAAGAAGAUUGCGAACUACUGGUUUACCAUUCAGCUCGUCCGAAGCACUGAUUGACGCAGUGUUGGACGAGCAGUUAAAUGAAGAGGCUUGGUCGGUGUCCCCCCACAGUCAGCGACUCGCGAGGGAUAUCCUCGCCGAGACCUUGAGGGAUUUUGCACCACGAUCUGGAAUAAUUCCAUCGACUACAGACGAGGAGCGACCUGACAGUCAAGCGUCACAGUCAGACAGUCCAGUUCGAUCCCCCACUCCGAGUAAUCUUUCAAUACCAUCGAAUAAUCCAUCAGAUAACAGCAGAACAGAAAACUUAACUAGUGAAAGCAGUAAUAAUAAUCACGAACGAAACGCCAGUCCAGUUUCCAACCCAAAACAAUUGACGUUAGAAGAAGAAAACAGACAGUUAAGGGAAGCGAGAAUGUGCAAAGUCUGUAUGGACAAUGAGGUGAGCGUGGUGUUCCUGCCGUGCGGACACCUGGUGUCGUGCGCGGGGUGCGGCGCGGCGCUGGGUGCGUGUCCGCUGUGUCGCGCGCAGGUGAAGGCACUUGUCCGCGCCUACCUCGCUUGACCGACUCAUGUACGACAUGUAAACUUGUGGUGUGAGAAUGAAACAAUGGAAUUGAUACAAAACUGUCCGGAGCAGCACAGAGGUUCAUUAAGUGCAUGGCUUAUUUAGGAAAUAUUUUGUAAAUCUGUAUUGGCGUUUGAUUUACUAUUGUAUGGCGUAUGAUUUAUAAUUCACUGUCACAUACUAAAAAAAAUUGCAUACAUACUAUCUUAAUAAAUGUCAUAAAAGCGUUCAAUAUUUAUUACGAAUGAUCAAUUUUCAGUCAUUGAUAUAUACUUUUGAAGUAAUCGGAUAAAAAUUAAAAAACAAAAGCUCAAUGAGUCGUUUAUUAUGGAUAUUUUCUGGCACGUGUAGUGCUGUAUAUACCGUACACAAUGCUAUACCAUUGUACUAUAUAGCCUAUUCCAAUCGAAGAACACAUAGUUACUGAUUAAUAUAUCUUUAUUUAUAAUACAAUACUUCCACGUAACUAGUUAUAUUCACUUUAAUUUGACUUCAAAAGUUUCGAUAACAACUUCGCCGACAUUUAAGACGCCAUUUUAUCACGAAUCCAUAAUGAAAGUCAUAGAUUAUUUAAGAUCGCGACCAAUGAUAUCGUCUCAAUUCAAUGUUUAUUUCUCUUUACUCCUCGUAUAGUUGCAAUAGGCCAAACAGUACGAUGUUGUACUAAUCUGUAGAUUUAAAUGCUUAACGUGGUAGUUGUGAUAUCACUUGCCUUUUAGAUCAUUAUUUAUAGUUGUCAUUGUAGUGUAAUCAUAAUUUGGUGCCUUAUGUUGUACGCAAUCAGUAAACUUAAUCACUUGGACUUUUUAAAGUAUUUUUAUCUCUUUCUUGUGUGUGCUACACCCACAGGAUAGAAAAGGAUAACCAGUCUUCUGUCAAACCAGUUUAAAGAUUGUGCACAGCAUAAUUAGCAGUAGCAAUGUCAUAAAAAGUGCAAGUUAUCUUGUUCAUUUGAUAGAUAUCUUAUGUAUUAAAAUUGUAUAAAGCUAUAGUUUCACAUUUAAUAAUAAUAAUAAUUUAAAAAUUUACGGCUCAUAUAGUUUUAAAAUCUUAUGUAGUUUGGACAAGAGUUCCAGCCCAGCCCUAGUUUAGAUAAAUGUGGGAAUAUUUAUAUAUAAUAGAAUAAUGUAUUUUUUAUCUAAUACAAUCGUUACCUAACGCCAUUAUGAUUUUGAUGGGUAUUUAUAGUAAAAAAAUUGUUUAAAACAAUUAAAAAACGAUUUAAUUUGGAAAAUGGAUGACAACAUUUCAUGUUAUUUUUUUUUAUAUGAUGUUGGCCCCCAUUUGUUUUGAAUUUCAUAAAUAUGAAUUAAAUAAAACUAAGUUGUUAAGAACAAUUUUGAAACCAUAGAGUAAUUUGAAAGUUUUAAUUAUAAGGAAAUAUAAUGUAAUACAAUUACUAUGUAACAUUGCUAGCACCAAAAUAAAAAUAGAAUGCUUAACUCAAUAUAAUAUAAUAAAAAAAUACUAUUACUUUUAAAACUACUUAAGAUAUUGAUGUAUAGAAAAAAUAUAUUGCAAUAGCAUUUGUAGUUUAAUAUAAUAAAAUUUUUAAAUCUUUAGAUAGUAAUGAAAUUAGUUUAAUUACUAUUUUUUGAUUAAAAAUAUUUUUAAUCUGUAUUCUUAAAAAACACCGUGUGAUUGGAUUUUCAUGGCAAGUUAUAGAUUUAAUCGCAUUUUACAAGCUAAAAUUGAAUUAAUUCCUUGUACAAUGAAAUAUUUGAAUCAUUAAAAUUAAAUAGUAAAAAAAAAACAAUUAUUUUUAAUUAAAAAAUUGCAACUAUUAUAUUAAAUUGUAUGUAAUUACGUCAAAGGUGGACAAAUGCCGGUUUGUAAGACAAAUUCUUUGGCCACGCUUUUCGUUGUCAUCAUACAAUUGAGAUAAAACAACAAAAUUUGAUAGAAUGUGUAAUUAUUAAUAACUCUCGUAAGAAAUACAAACAGUUUCAAACCCAGAAAUUGCCAACUAUUUCUAUGGAAACGCAAUAUGAGAAUUAUAAGCGAUUCCUUAUAAUAUAAAUGCGCCGACAACAAUGAGAUCUUUACUAUAUUCAAAUAACAGAAGGAGUAAAUAUAAACAUACCAUACAUUAACAUUCCAAACUAUAUAAUGUUUAAUAAAUCUUUGUUUAUAAUACAAUGAUUUAUAUUCACUUUUAAUUUACUUCCGAAGUUUUCUUAAUUGCCUCAGAACUCAUUUUUUUCACGAAUCCAUUAUGACCAAUCUCUCGACCAAUGAUAUCGCGUCGAUUCAAGGUCGAAGCUGUUUAUUUGUCGUUACUCCUUCCGCCUUUGGAAUAGACUGAGAUAGUAAGAUGUUAUGCUGACUCACUCUCCCUUUAAACGGGAUCACAAUGAUACCAAGUAUUGAUAUUUAGCAAGUAGAUGAGACUGAUGGUCCAUCUAGGUCGAUGUUUGUUAUAUCUUUUGAUUAAAUCUCAUAAAAUGUUGAAGCGAAUUUAAUCAGAACAAGAUAUUGGUGCCCCGAGGUAUUCGUUGUUAUUCAAAUAUGAAGUGCAAGCAAUGAAGAGUGAAUGACUGAGUUAACAUUUUAAAUAAUAAAAUUAAGAAAUAAAUAAAUGUAAAACAAUAAAAACAUAAUAGUUUAAAUGUUCUUAUCACGUGGUUUAGCGUUUUUGCCCCACUUAUAUACUACCGUUCAAAAGUUUGAAAGCAGCGAAAUAAAAAUCACCCUUCCACCCAUGUUCCUCAGGCAAAUUACAAAUAGCGCUUCGCUGGUCAAGUGUGAUUUUCUUACGUCUUGCCAUUUUCAGAAGAAAACAGUAGUCGAAAUCUUUCGAAUACAGAGAAUGUUAAUAUCACAACCAAAUUUUGUCAGAGGUGUUUUGUUUAUAUGAAAGCAUGCGCUUCCAAACUUUUGGACGGUAGUGUAUAUAUCUAUAAGUGUAAAAUAUAACAGUAAAUACGGACGCAUAGUUUAAAAAUAUAUUAUAAUAUUAUUUGACGAGCCGGUUGGCAUGGUUGGUAGAUACUUGCCUUUUCACGCCGAAGGUUGUGGGUUCGAUUCCCACCCAGGACAGACAUUUGUGUGCAUGAACAUGUCUGUUUGUCCUGAGUCUGGGUGUAAUUUUCUAUAUAAUUAUGUAUUUACAAAAGAAAAGUAGUAUAUGUAGUAUAUCAGUUGUCUGGUUCCCAUAGCACAAGCUUUGUACAAGCUUAAUUUGGGAUCAGAUGGCCGUGUGUGAAAAAUGUCCCAGGAUAUUAUUAUUAUUAUUAUACUAUUUUUAAAUAAAAAAUAUAUAAAUAUUAACAGAUAAAUAUGACAUAAAACCUUAAUUAUGACAAACGCGCCACGAUUUCAAUUUCCAUCGUCCAUCUUAUUAGUCAGAUCAUUAAAAACUGAAAAUGUCUGUCGCGAGUUGUCGCGUCGCAGCAAUAUGUGCGCUUAGCAAGUGCCGCGCUUGUGUGGUAUGGCCUUAAGAUUUAUAUAAUGUCAUAAAUGUGAAUAAUGCCUAUUACGAGUCUGAGACUCGUGUCUUUAAAGAGUAAACGAAGUUAUUAGAUACUGUGUUUGUGAUUUAUUAAUGAAUAUAUAUGAGGAUUGCGGAUUAUUUGCGGAUUUUUUGUUUUCGGAAACGCUGUAAUUAUAUUAUGCGUUUUUAAACGCGCGCUAGAGUUUAUUGAUUGUCAUUACGGUAGAUUAACUCACAUAGAGUUUCUAAGAUUUUUUGUUUUUUGUAUGCCGGCAUUUUCUUAAUUGUUCACAAAUGGUAACUUCUAGAACAUAUAUGAUUUAUUUGUUAGUCACACGUUAUUAUUUUUCUAUACAACGUAAAUUAAAAAAAAGAAGCUAUGAGUGCCAUCGCGGUUCGGGAUUUUCCAUACAGCUAAACAGCUUCGUCAUAUUCGUCCCUAUCCUGUUUUUCUUUGUAACAAAAUAUAAAUUGUGUUAAAGUACGUAUUUUUUUAAUAUAUUAUAUUCAUAAAUUAUGUAUAUAAUUACUUUUAAUUUUGUAUUCUUGAACGUUUUUUUUUUUGUCUAUGGCCAAAAUCAUGUUGUUACCUUUGUGUGCUCUUUACAAAAUAUCCUUUCGUUCUAACAUAAGUCUACAAAUAUUAAUAAUAAAAAUCAUAUCCAUGAAUGUCCCAUAUUUUGAAUACUUUGUGGCGGCAGACCGGAAACACUUGGAAGAUAAGUAUAAAAUACUGACCGCGAUAAUUUAUAACUAUACAAAUGUUAUAAUAGGAAUCGAUUAAACAGUUAUUUUUAAUUGUGUUGCCAAAUUUGAAAUUUGAAUUAUGCGCUACACAUAUGGAUACUGCCUCAGUGAUUAAAUUGUUAACAGUUUGGAUUUUACAGUAAUUUUAAACUUAUUUACUAAAGCGUCAUAACUAUGGAUAUUAUUAACAUCUUAAACAUAUGAUGAUAAUGUGCAGGGCAUGACGCAACGUCCGGUUUUAAUGAACUUAUUUACGUUAUUGCCAUUAUCGACGCGUUUUGAAUGUUGAUGAUGGAUAGCAUAAAAUAAUUACAUUUUUUUUUAUUUAAUCAAGUUCAAUCCUGAACUUAAACUGUGAUUUGGCUACACAUUAAAAAUAGCGUAAAUUAAAGGACCGUUUUUUUGUUUCAUUUAACAAAGAAAUCUUUAUACGAGUCGCAUGUAAAUAAUAUAAUUAUUAUAUAAUAUAUUAAUAACUUCAGUAAGUCGUUAUAAGAUCUGAGACUUUUAUGUAACAGUUAAAUUAAAAAAAAAUCGAAUAAAAAUUGUUAUACAUUAUAUCGCUACUUUAAAAUUAACUUUUUCUUAUACAUAUAUAUAACUUUAAAAAAUAAGGAUUAGUAGAACAAACUAUUGUACAUUCGUUGCAAUAUUCUUGUCUAGUUAAUUAUGUCAUGUGACUAGUAGUAUGGUGAUGUAGCUUGUAAAGGUACCAUUUACCAGAUUCAAUAAAAUAUUAAUAACUUA
Messenger RNA from Nymphalis io (European peacock), 6822 nucleotides. It is a transcript of the gene Diap2, whose product is annotated as baculoviral IAP repeat-containing protein 7-B. Gene Ontology annotation, molecular function: cysteine-type endopeptidase inhibitor activity involved in apoptotic process; ubiquitin protein ligase activity. Gene Ontology annotation, cellular component: nucleus; cytoplasm. Bases 126 to 1892 code for a protein of 588 amino acids. Gene Ontology annotation, biological process: negative regulation of apoptotic process; regulation of cell cycle; positive regulation of protein ubiquitination. Lineage: Eukaryota; Metazoa; Arthropoda; Insecta; Lepidoptera; Nymphalidae. The transcript is spliced from 11 exons. The record is from RefSeq and is a predicted model, not a curated record.